This is a messenger RNA of Lynx canadensis (Canada lynx), 3917 nucleotides long. It is a transcript of the gene PLBD2, whose product is annotated as phospholipase B domain containing 2. The transcript is spliced from 12 exons. Lineage: Eukaryota; Metazoa; Chordata; Mammalia; Carnivora; Felidae. Gene Ontology annotation, biological process: phospholipid catabolic process. Gene Ontology annotation, cellular component: extracellular region. Gene Ontology annotation, molecular function: glycerophospholipase activity. The record is from RefSeq and is a predicted model, not a curated record. Bases 16 to 1785 code for a protein of 589 amino acids.
CCGGUCCGCGCCGUCAUGGUGGCCCCGAUGUACGGCUCCCCCGGCGGCCGCCUGGCCCGGGCGCUGACGCGGGCCCUGGCGCUGGCCCUGGUGCUGGCCCUGCUGGUCGGGCUGUUCCUGAGCGGCCUGACGGGCGCGAUCCCGAUCUCGGGGCGCCAGUGGGGGCCCGACGGGCCGGUCCCACCCUCCUCCCGCAGCCGCUCGGUGCUCCUGGACGCCGAGACCGGCCAGCUCCGACUGGUGGAUGGCCGCCACCCUGACGCCGUGGCCUGGGCCAACCUCACCAACGCCAUCCGCGAGACCGGAUGGGCCUUUCUGGAGCUGCGCACGAACGGCCGCUAUAACGACAGCCUGCAGGCCUACGCGGCGGGUGUGGUGGAGGCCGCCGUGUCUGAGGAGCUCAUCUAUAUGCACUGGGUGAACACGGUGGUGAAUUACUGUGGCCCCUUCGAGUACGAAGUCGGUUACUGCGAGAAGCUCAAGAACUUCCUGGAGACCAACCUGGAGUGGAUGCAGGAGCAGAUGCAGCGGAACAAGGGCUCUGCUUAUUGGCAUCAGGUGCGGCUGACCCUCCUGCAGCUGAAGGGUCUGGAGGACAGCUAUGAAAGCAGUGUGACCUUUCCGACUGGGAGGUUCACCAUCAAACCCUUGGGGUUCCUCCUGUUGCAGCUUGCUGGGGACCUGGGAGACCUAGAGCCAGCCCUGAACAAGACCAAGAGCAAGCACGUCAUGGGCUCUGGUUCGUGCUCCGCCCUCAUCAAGCUGUUGCCUGGCCAGAGUGACCUCCUGAUCGCCCACAACACCUGGAGCUCCUACCAGAACAUGCUGCGCAUCAUCAAGAAGUAUUGGUUCCAGUUCCGGGAAGACCCCCAAGUGAAUUCUCCGCUGGCUCCUGGCAACAAGCUGGUCUUCUCAUCCUACCCUGGCACCCUCUUCUCCUGUGACGACUUCUACAUCGUGGGCAGCGGGCUGGUGACACUGGAGACCACCAUCGGCAACAGGAACCCGGCCCUGUGGAAGUACGUGCAGCCCAAGGACUCUGUGCUGGAGUGGGUCCGCAAUGUCGUGGCCAACCGCUUGGCCCUGGACGGGGACGCCUGGGCGGACAUCUUCCAGAAGUUCAACAGUGGCACGUACAACAACCAGUGGAUGAUCGUGGACUACAAGGCGUUUGUCCCCGGCGGGCCCAGCCCUCGGAGCAGGGUGCUCACCGUCCUGGAGCAGAUCCCGGGCAUGGUGGUGGUGGCCGAUAAGACCUCGGAACUCUACCAGAAGACCUACUGGGCCAGCUACAACAUCCCGUACUUUGAGAGCGUGUUCAAUGCCAGCGGGAUGCAGGCCCUCGUGGCCCAGUACGGGGACUGGUUCUCCUAUGACAGGAGCCCCCGGGCCCAGAUCUUCAGGCGGAACCAGUCGCUGGUGCACGACUUGGACUCCAUGAUCCGGCUUAUGCGGUACAACGACUUCCUGCACGACCCACUGUCACUGUGCAAAGCGUGCAGCCCGCAGGCCAACGCAGAGAAUGCCAUCUCGGCCCGCUCCGACCUGAACCCGGCCAACGGCUCCUACCCUUUCCAGGCCCUGCAGCAGCGCUCCCACGGGGGCAUAGAUGUGAAGGUGACCAGCAUGGCCCUGGCCAAGGCCUUUCAGCUUGUGGCGGCCAGUGGCCCCACGUGGGACCAGCUGCCCCCGUUCCAGUGGAGCGCCUCGCCCUUCAGCGGUCUGCUGCACAUGGGCCAGCCCGACCUCUGGAAGUUCUCGCCCAUCGAGGUGCGGUGGGACUGAGCCUCCGUCUCGGCCCCACCGACCCCCGCGGGGCCACCACGUGCCGCGGCCCCGACCUCCCACCCGCCCGCUCCGUGGGCUUCGUCACCUGCUGUGCCCAGAUCUGGGACCCGGGUCUGCCAGGGUUACUCUCAUCUGGGUCGUCUCCUAGGUGGGACACGGGGCCCGCCGGGGCCCAGCACUGACUCGUUCGCUCCCCGUAAGUGGGCGAGUGCCGCCCUUGUCCCCUGCCUCUGCACCUCUCUCUCUGCCCCGUCUGCUUCUCUCUCUCCCCCGGCCUGGGGCCCUGUCCUCAUGCUGCCCUCUCCUGAGGGCUUGGGAGGGGUCCUCGGGUGGGGUUCGGGGCCCCUGCUGGGGCAGCGGGGGACUGUCUGGGUCCCUGCCUCCCGGUGUCAUUCCUGCCGGUGGCUCUGGAGCUUGUGGGGUUUCGGCCCCGAGACCUGGGCGUUGCCUCUGGUUGGCAUCCGUCCUGCCACCUCCCGCCCCUGCCCCCCUCGGGAAGCAGCCCCCUGGUUUCCCUCCUGGGCGGCUUCCCUGAGGACAGAAACUUGAAAACAAACAAAAACCAAAGUUUCUGGUGACUUGUGGCUGCGGGGGUGUGAGUGUGCCUCGUUGGCCUCGUUGGCUGCAGCCUCGUGCCCCUUGCCCCCCAACUUGGGCCUGCCCUUGGCCUCUGGGCCGUGCCCACAGCUCCCCUGCUGUAGGAACCAAAUCGCAGGCUGUGCUGCCAUUAAAUGAGAGGCCGUGGCCCCUGUGCUGUGCUUUUUGGGGCAGUGGGGAAAGCUGGGUUGCUGCCUUUUCUCCUCUCUGGUUUGGGUUCUAGACCAUCCACUCUUGCAUUCUCUUGUCCAUUCUUCUGUCUAUCCACCUAUCCAUUUAUUCGUUUGCCAACCCUCCUAUCUGUAUCUACCCACCCACCCACCCAGCCACCCAUCCAUAGAUCCAUCCAUCCAUCCAUCCAUCCAUCCAGAUGUUCACUGAGCACCUACUUUGUUCUGGGUCCUGUCCUGGGGCCUUCUGAGCCAACAAGACUUUCCCAAGUUCCACUGUGGGGUACUACACAAGGUGAAACAGAGCCUGUCACCGUCUGACCUUAGCCGGCUGGUCGACCCCAGCCCUCUGCGCCUCAGCUCUUGUAGUGGGCGGAGGGGUCUGCCUCGCCUCUUUUGGGGGCUUUGUGCCGACACAGGCGGGACAGUGGAGGCUGGAAGCAAUCCAGUGUUCUGGGCAGGUUUACUUAAACUGAGCGCUAUUUUAGUCGCAGUCUGGCCCCCGGGGAAGAAUUGUGGGGCCCGGGGGCUGCUGGUAUGCUGUUCUUCCAGCCCUUCCUUGGUAUUCCGUCCCCUGUAAGAUACAUGUGUGCCCCUCCUGGCUGGAAAUCGGGGGAUCAGCCUGUGUCCCGGGCGGGCUUGGGGUGGGGUCCCCACUCUCCCCUGAAUCUCACAGCCCCUGCUGUUUGCUCGGCUGGGUGGGACUCUGCGGAGGGAACCGCAUCGUGUCCUGAGGGGCUCAAGCUUCACCCUGACCUUGGGGAUUCAAUGCAUUGCCUGAGGCUGCUGCCGGAGGCGCAGGGAUGCCCGUGAGCAGCGCGGUGCCCCUCUCGGACCUCGGGGAGCCCUGGCAGGCCUUCCUCGGUCUGUUUUCGUUCGCUGGCUUCCGCCCACGCUUUCCUCGGAAGACGGGUGUCGUGGUUUGAGUGACCUUCUCUUCAAGUCCGCCCCUUCCCCUACCCCGGAGAUGGGUGUCCAGUCGGUGUAGCUUUGCCCACCCCCACCGGUAGGGGGCUCGCUGCUCUGCUCCCAGCGGUUCUGUGCUAAGUCAUUGGGCUCCUGGCCUCGUCCGCCUCUCCGGCUGGUUCCGCCUCCAGUGGAGGCAGCCCUUGCCCCAGCUCUGGUUCAGCGCCCUUCCUUGCUUCCUGCUCGCUGUCUCCGGGCGCGCGAGCCCAGCUGCGCGCAGGGUCCCGGCCUCGGUGUCCUCGGGGUCCCGAGGUUACAGGGGUGAGGGUGCAGGGAGCUCGCUGUUGAGAGCCCGGGGCCGCGAGCGGGGGGGUGGGGUGGGGGAGGGGAGGGAGGCCGACUGCGAUGGAGGAGGAGCCCAAAGGACCCUCAGUCCAUAAAUAUAUUGUUUUCUUU